AUGGCUGUUCUUCCUCUGGUUUUCUUGUGCAUCCUCGCGCUGGUUCUCCCAGGUGAGUCUGUGCUGUCGGUGGUGGGCGUCACGUUCCACGUAAACAACAAGUGCCCCUUCCCGGUGUGGCCGGCGGCGGCGCCCAACUCCGGCCACCCCGUGAUCGGCGACGGCGGCUUCUUCCUCCCGCCCGGCCAGUCGAAGCGCGUCAUGGCGCCGGCCACCUGGAACGGCCGCAUCUGGGGCCGCACCGGCUGCGACUUCACGGGCGCCAACGGCGGCUGCCUGACCGGUGACUGCGGCGGACACCUCGCCUGCAACGGGUCCAUCGGCGCCCCGCCCGCCACGCUCGUGGAGGUGAACCUGCACGAGGACCAGAGCAAGGGGAGCUCCUCCUACGACGUGAGCGUGGUGGACGGGUACAACCUCCCGGUGGCCGUGUGGACCCGGCCGGCGAACCGCAGCAGCAAGUGCUUCAUCGCCGGGUGCGCCAAGGACAUGAACGCUCUGUGCCCGCCGGAGCUGCAGGUGAGGAGCGGCGGCGGGAAGGGCAAGACGACGGUGGUGGCGUGCAGGAGCGCGCGCCUGGCGUUCGGGCUGGACGCCUUCUGCUGCCGCGGCGCGUACGGCACGGCGGAGACAUGCCGGGGCAGCGUCUACUCGCGCAUGUUCAAGGACGCCUGCCCUGGCUACUACAGCUACGCGUACGACCAGGCCGCCGUCGCGCCGCGCUGCUACGCGCCGGAAUACGUGGUCACCUUCUGCCCGUCCAGAUGGGGCGCCGCGCCCGGUCGUGUAGCCCAGCUUUGA
Molecule: messenger RNA, 801 nt
Organism: Lolium rigidum
Lineage: Eukaryota; Viridiplantae; Streptophyta; Magnoliopsida; Poales; Poaceae
Product: thaumatin-like protein
Exons: 2
Coding region: 1-801 (266 amino acids)
Biological process (GO): defense response
Cellular component (GO): extracellular region
Source: RefSeq, a predicted model, not a curated record